GUAUACAGAGCGGUGUGAGCGCAGUGGAAGGACGCGCUUUCCAUCGCGCUCCUGAGAAAAACCCCGACUUGUCUGCUGGACAGCGGCGUACGACAGACAGACCCACACACACUCAGACCAACAACAGUCAAGGACAUAUGUGAGCGCGGCGCGUUUCCGCGGGGAGUCUACAUCCAGGAUUCAGGAAUUGUGCGCAGGUCACGGCAUAUUUGUUUAGAAACUAAAUAAACAAUGCACUCUGCUGGCGACAACUAAUUCACAAAGAUGAGUCACCGAGGGGGUGAUCGACAACAUCCAGUGGUUCUGGGGUCUUCUCAUGCGGGACAAAGUCCGGUAAGCUGGGCCAUUCUCACCCACAGAGCGAUAAGCGUUUCUCGGUCACCUUCUGAAAUGAUGUCUUGUGGCGACGUUCGUUGCGCGCCAGAGUGCGUGUGAGUGACUGACCGAUAGUCUUUCUGAAAGAGAAAGAGAGGCUGGAUAUAAACAGCAGCCAGGCUUGUAGGCAGCGACAGCCAUACACUCAGAGCAGCCAUCUCGCCUCUGUCACAGCUCCUCAGACCCAUGCAGGAUGCCCGGAAAGCGCCGGGGAGUCCUGGUCCAGCUCAGCCCGAGUUCAUGACGCUCUGGGCGGCCUCGUCAUGCGUCUCUUGCCCGAGCCCAGCGCCCAGUCCCUCCGGCUCCUCUUCCUCUUUAUCUUCGUGAUGGGGGUGACCCCUUCCCCGGCUCUCACAGCCGGCUGCCCCGACAGAUGCGUGUGCGACGACCAGCUGGUGGUCCAGUGCGCCGGGCAGGAGCUCACCAUGUUCCCCAAUGACCUGCCCCUGGCAACACGGCAGCUCAUCAUCUCCAACAACCGCAUCGGGGAACUCCCGGCGCUUCAGCUCAACUACCUGUCCGAUCUGGUCUAUCUGGACUGCAGCAACAACUCUCUGACCGAGAUCUCCGAGUCCACCUUCGGGAAUUUGCGGAAACUCGCCUACCUGGACCUGUCGUUCAACACCCUGCUGCAGAUCGAGGACCGUACUUUCGGGCCCCUGGCGUCUCUGGUGAUGCUUCGGCUGACGGAUAACCCGAGUCUGGGGGAGAUCCACCCGGAUGCCUUCUCGGAGAACAUGGCUCUGCAGGUGUUGGAUGUGAGCCGGAACAACCUGACGGCCCUCAACAUCAGCAGCCUGAUCGCCCUGCCUUCUCUGCGCUCGCUGGGGCUCAGCGGCAACCCCUGGAGCUGCGACUGUGACACGGAGGACCUCUGCCUCUGGGUGCAGAUCGAGGGCUUCAAGUUCCAAGACGAGGGCCAGACAGUUUGCCACAGUCCCCCAGAGCUGGCGGGCCAGCGGAUGGCGGAGGUCGGCAUGCAGCUGCGGGCGGACUGCCACCAAGGCCUGGGCUACUGGGACUACCUGUUCUUCAUCGCCAUCGGCUUCGUCAUCUUCUCGGCCGGCACGGUGUCGGCCUGGGUGAUGGGCGUGCUCAUGGUGCUGUACGAGCGCUACAGCAAAAGGAAGAGUGAGGACAUGGACAGCGAUGAUGAGGAGGAGAGAAAUGGGAUGGGCGGAGGAGGAUGUGGAGGAGGAGGGGGAAACCAGGGGAACGGGGAUGUGAGCAAGUCUGGCAUGCAGGUGUGACAGACAGGUGUAAAACAACAUGAGGAGGGAUGACAUGAGACCAGCAGAGGAGAAAAGACAGAGAGGGAAGAACCAGAGGUGAUGAGACCACUCUGAGACCAAAUGCUCUGCAAUGAACCAAGACCUGACUGUCUCUCUUUGUUACAGAUUUAGAUAUCGCAAUAUGCUCUUCACCAUAUUGGACAGAAAGUGUGUGUGUGUGUGUGUGUGUGUGUGUGUGUGUGUGUGUGUGUGUGUGUGUGUGUGUGUGUGUGUGUGUGUGUGUGUGUGUGUGUGUGUGUGUGUGUGUGUGUGAAAGAAAGAGAGACAGACAGAGACAGCAAUAAGGAUGACUAUGCCUUUACUUCAG
Perca fluviatilis (European perch) is the source of this 1974-nucleotide messenger RNA. Its product is annotated as leucine-rich repeat-containing protein 52-like. Gene Ontology annotation, cellular component: voltage-gated potassium channel complex. The coding region runs from base 639 to 1625 and encodes 328 amino acids. Gene Ontology annotation, molecular function: potassium channel activator activity; transmembrane transporter binding; voltage-gated potassium channel activity. NCBI's taxonomy places the organism in Eukaryota, Metazoa, Chordata, Actinopteri, Perciformes, Percidae. The record is from RefSeq and is a predicted model, not a curated record. The transcript has 2 exons.